AUGGAAGGAUGCCGGUUGACUGAAGACAACGUUGUCAAAGAGAGCCCCCAAACGAAGUCGACAACAUUAGCAGAAAGUAGAGACAGAGAGACAACUCACAACGAACGCAGCAAGACAACUACGGUGUCAGUGGAACAACCGUUGAAUGACGACCAACUAUCGAAUGACGAGGAAACAAUGGACAGUGGAACAGAGAGAACUGACAACGCACGUACCAACACAGAAGCAAGUGCGGUAACAGUAGAACAACUGUUACCGGUAAAACUCCCACAACCAGCAAACGAAGCAUCGCCUAAUGAGGAAGUUAUAGACAGCCAGACUAUUCGUACCUAUUCACCUCCAGCAGGAUGG
This is a messenger RNA of Paramuricea clavata, 351 nucleotides long. NCBI's taxonomy places the organism in Eukaryota, Metazoa, Cnidaria, Anthozoa, Malacalcyonacea, Plexauridae. The record is from the annotation of a GenBank genome assembly.